CGAAGGGGUAUUGACAUAUAGGUUUUAGCCAACUUCGUACAUUGUUCUCCAGAUGGACUUCCCUAGCGGUGCCUCUGGACAGACGGCCUCUUAUGGAUCUUCCACUCUGGAACAGUUGGUGCAACGUCCAUCUUUAAUAAUAAUCGAAGGUUUUCCCGCAAUAGCAGGGCAGAUAUAUAGCCAUUCCAAGAGGGGCCUCUUUGGUAAACUUUGAGGAUCGCAUGGAAAUACUUUAACUUUUGAGAAAAAACGGUUAAGGAAAAUCGAAUGUCGUGGCAGCCAACCGAGUUACUAGGCCACACAGGAAAGGAGAAUAAUAACAACGAUCCCUGCAUUAUUAUUCUUAUUGAAAUAAACAACAGCAACGCGCAGAAAAGACGGCAUUUCUGAUUACUUCGCAAAAAGGGGGAACGAGCUCGGUUUUUACCAAUUGCUUGCGGGCAGAAGGGAGUGUAGUUACCGUACCUGUUUUUAUUUUUAAUUUUUUGUUUUUAUUUUGGUUUUAUUAUCUUUUUUCGAGGGGGCGGCGCGAUGGCGUUCUAUCCCACCCAACGGUCAACGAGAAACAAGAACCUUGGGAUUUUCGGUCGAAGGAACGCGCACCGCCUACAGCCAAUGAAGAGCCUGAAACCUUGGGCAAGCGAAUCCACUGGUGGCCGAAUCACACCGGGUUCUGUGACUAGACAGAGCUUAAUAUGACUGCCUGUGUACGCUAUAACUUAGUAGAGCCUAAUCAUAAUGAUAGUGGUCGGAGGCCCCUGCGACAAAAACAAACCAGGCCAAGCAGCAUGCAUGUCGCGUUGACAGUGUUGGGAUUCCAAAGGCGGGCAGGGCAGGGACUGACUCGGAAGCAUGAGAAGAGGAGGAUGGUUUUGCUGUGAGAGGGUCCCUUUUUUUUUUUUUUUUUCCUUGUUUCCCCCUUAUUCCUCCAACAUCCGUAUUCUGUUGGAGGUAGGGUAGGGUAGAGAGCAGUCUGUAUAACUAUUGCAGUGGUCCUUGGGCUUUCGAUGCUCCCCGCGAACACGUUAUGUGUGAUGUGAGCCAGGGGACCAGUCCGUUCCUUAUCCUGAACCUUAUUAAUAAUAAUCUGGCAUAUUUUAUCAAAGGGCGUUGUCUGGUUGACGGGGAUUUUGGGCUGGGCGCGUGGUGUAAUAAUAACUGUAUCAGGAUGAUAGGAGGCAAUGGAAUUGAGACAUAUGUAUAUGAGCCAUAAUAGCGACGAUAUCUGAUAGAAAUAACUAAUAGUUGUUAAUGUCUCAAUCAUAGUGCAGGAUUACAGUUGCGGACAGAGUGAACGUAUUGUUUGUAGUGUACGGAGUAGUGUAGUAGUUGUAGUGCGGGUGGUGGUGUAACUACGGAGUAGUGUGGUGUAAAUAGUGUAGUGUGUUGUUGUGUUUACAUCGUUCGUUUUUAUUAAUAUUAUUGUCUUGUCCUGCCAAACACGAACAACACAAUCACCACCAACCGCCUCAUUCCAUCCAUCCAUCUAUCUAUCCAUAUCCAUCCAUCCAUUCAUUCAUUCAUUCAUUCAUACCCAUCCAUCCAUCCCAACCUCAUCUAUCUAGUUAAAUAUCUCCUUUUUUCGUCUCUUCUCUCCACAACAUCGAUCCCAACUAGGACUCCGACUCCUCCUCUGUUCAACUCCUAGACUCGCUCUCUUGCCCUGGGGUUGUCUGAGCUUCCUUACUACUUGUCCUCCGUAGAUUUCUCCCGAUUGCCCAGCUGUGUGUCUCCACUUUCUUUUUUACUCCUUACUUUGUUGUCUGCUUUCUUAAAUAUUCUCCUGCGACGUCGAGGUCCUGUUCGUCCCGCCUAUCGCUUACUUAGCACCUUCGCCAAUCCUUAUUAUUCCUUUCGAUAUAUUCCGUACCCACCGGCUAUAAUUGGAUUAUCUGCGAGACAUUCGUCUGUCUGUCUGGCCUUAAUCUUGAGUGUAACAUGAUACUUCAGUGACAACAUCCCGCUCUCAGUCCCUGACAUCUGGGAGGUUGAAGCUGCAGCAAAAUGUGACUAUCCUGCAUCCAACCAACCCCAAGGACAACCUUCUGAUGCUGUGUACCUCUCUCGUGGCUUGGAAUAACAUAUUCCUUUGUGUACCAGUGUAUCAGUCUUUGACUUACUGGACCUGUCAUGGAAGAUUCAUGAGAUGUACAUACAUAUGUAGUUCCCAGCCCUUCGAUUCUCCCGAGUAAAUCUGUUCCAAUCGCCUCUUUAACACGCCUGGAUAGAUUCUAGGACCUAAGUUUCCACCACAUCUGCAUCGCCCUGCACCCGUCCUGCCCCGAUCGAUUCUUCAGCGGCCGGACCUUGUUUCCCUCGCCAAACAUCCUUCAUUUUACCUUAGAGAACUCCGGAUAAGCACGCGCAUUCAUUCAAACCGUAACCAAAAACAUAACCGUACCCGAUAGAGACGCGUCUACCUCCAUGGAUAUACCACCAAGGAUCCAAGCAAUUUAGCACGCGAAAUUACCAAAUCGCAGUGGCCAUUCCUAGGUCGUUGGAUAUUGUGGUGAUUCACCGAUAUUUUUAUUUGACACCCUCCUACGUUCUUGUGUCACCUUUUCCUUCCAAGUGGCUACACGUUUGCGUUUUCUCGCGGUACUCUGAUCGGGCUACACAAAAAUCCCUUCAACAUGGCCUCGACACUCCCACAACCCUCACGCCCCUCGACAAAUCCUCCUACUACAGCGCUUCCUCCGUUGCCUGUUACAAGGUCAAAGAAAAGCAUGCUGGCCCAUUCAGAAACUUCCAAAGCUCCUUCGUCCACCUUAAAGCCCUCGAAACUUCGCACACCCUCUGCUUCACCACGCCCUUCUGCAUUGGCCAUGCCUCAACCGUCAAAUACUUUAUCCGGCGUCGCUGCUCCAGGAUCUCCUUCUGUCGGUCUCGCCCCAGGCAGUCCUGAUAAAACCCUGCGCCGUGCUGUCAGCAUUGCCGCUUUUCCCCAACCCCCUAAAGCGGGAAACCGCCCCUCUGUCAACUCAAGCACUUCUUCGCUCUCCCAACUUUCGACCAAAUCACGAUCCCCAGACCAAUCGAAACCACUCACCUCGUCGAGCAGUUUACGUCUCAAGAAGGCAAGAACUUCCACUAGUUCAGGGAAUACUUUCAAAGGACCUAAUUCCUCCAGAACACCCAGCCUGCUGAAUAGUAGUGGAGAUGGGAAGUCUAUUCCAAAUGCUCCAAAUGCUAGAAAUUCCGAGGGUCAUUUCAGUAUCCCCUCCCCACCACAGAGCAGGAGCUCAUCAGCCCAGGGAUCCUACUCGACCAGUGCCACCACCUAUGAUGAAGUCGACGAUAGCGGGCGAAGAGGCCGAGAGGAGUCCGAUGCCAUUUCUGGCAAUGGAAAACGCUCUUCUGAGGGAAAAGAGGCGAAAGGGAACGUCAUAGUAAGCGUCAGAGUUAGACCCGAUACGAGCGGCGGAGAAAACUCCAAAUCCGAUGGAGAAUGGAUGGUUGACGGCCGAAGAUCGCUUGUAUCUCACCGUGGAAAGGAAUCAGGAGAUUACUUUUAUGAUAAUGUAUUUACAGCUCAUGAUAACAAUGCUAGAGUAUACGAUUCAUGUGCGAAACGACUUGUUCGUCGGGUUAUGGAAGGUUAUCACGGUACAGUUUUCGCGUACGGAAUGACUGGGACUGGAAAGACAUUUUCGAUGCAGGGCACUGCUACAUCUCCAGGAGUUAUCCCCUUGGCCAUUACAGACAUAUUUUCUUACAUUAGGGAAACACCGCAUCGCGAGUUUUUACUUCGUGUAAGCUAUCUAGAAAUUUACAAUGAGAAAAUCCACGACUUGCUGUCGCCGCCUCCUUCCGGAACCGGCCCUGGAGCUCCGCAACAGGAAGAAAUCAAACUAAGAGAAGACAGCAAACGAGGUGUAUACGCCUCGCCUCUCAAGGAAGAAAUUGUGCAAAGUCCAACUCAAUUAUUACGAGUUAUUGCAAGAGGUGACCACGCCCGAAGGACUGGAAGUACGCAAUUUAACGCCCGUAGCUCCCGGAGUCAUGCCGUUGUGCAAAUUGUAGUGGAAAGUCGAGAACGAGUUCCUGCAGGGAAUUCUUCACAGGAGAAGCGCACGGCAAUGGCCCCGGGUGGAGUGCGUGUCUCAACCUUGAGUCUGAUUGAUCUUGCUGGAUCCGAACGCGCGGCAGAGAAUAAGGAACGGAGAACAGAAGGCGCUCACAUCAACAAGAGUUUGCUUACUCUCGGCACUGUCAUUGCCAGGCUAUCAGGGGAUAAGGAUAAGAAUGGCCAGCCCACCGAUCGAGACGGGAAACAUUUACCGUAUCGCGACAGCAAAUUAACACGAUUGCUGCAACCUGCUCUGUCAGGCAAUUCUCUUGUCAGCAUUCUUUGCACCCUCCAGAUCGGAUCUGGUGCGAGUGCCGCUUCCGCCCAAUCUCACACGGGAGAAACAUUGAAUACCCUGAAAUUCGCGGCUAGAGCGAAGAACAACAUUGUCAGUCAUGCCAAAAGAGCUGAAGAAGCGCUAGGGAGCACUGGGGGGGAUGCCGGUAGUCGAGUUCUCUUAGAGCGUUACCGCAUGGAAAUCCAAUCGCUCAGAUCCCAACUUGAAGGCCAAGCGAGGGUUCAAAACGAGAAAGAGGAGAUGUGGGAACAAAAGAUGCUCGAGAAGGAGGCAGAGAACCGUCAUGAAGAACAAAUGCUAGAAAUGCAGCUCGCUCGGACAGCCCUCAAGGAGCGUAUCGAGCAUUUGAACCGUCUAAUCUUAUGCUCCAAGUCCACUGGUGUGAAUUCCAAUGGGAAUAUAUCUACGUUCACAAGGAUUUCGGGACUUUCAGCAAGCGGAAUCGAGUCUAGUAUUAGGUCUAUUCGGUCCUCAGCAUCUCAGUCUACUUUGGGCGCAAAUGGUUCUGCUCUAAAUAGAUCUGGUUCGAUGCUUUCAAUGCGAAGCCAAGGCGCAUUGCCUUCAACUCAGGCAUCAAACUCUCACUUUAUCAAUAAUGAAUACGAGGAUGACACGAUGGGUGAGUUUGCCGAUGGAAUGGCAAGCCUUCAGAUGCAAGUCAAUGCCCUUCAAGCAGACCUCACCGAUAAAAACCGAUAUAUCUCAACCCUCGAACGGCGACUGCUACAAGCUCGCCGCUCAAGCCACUCUCGCAUGUCAAUGGGAUUUUCUCAUCUCAAAGGCGCUGCGGCAUCUAUAGAUGACCCGGAGGUGAUGGCCAUACUUCGCGAGAAGGACAUGGAAAUAUCAGAAUUGCGUAUCCAGCUAGAUGACAAAGACAGGAUGGUUGCAGCGUUGCGUUCAGCCGCCCGCCAACGUGAUUUUGCUCAAUUGACGCCAGACUCAAUACCCCAGGAAAUAAAGCAAAAAUCUGGCCACCAGAGUGUUGAAAGCAACAGCAGCUCAACAAAGAGUGGCGGUGCUGCUACGGAGGCGAUUAGCCCGGUUGCCCUCCUGUCUCCAGCGAAGAUGGGUAUGACGGAGAGGGAAAAGGGAAAAGCGAGGGACAAGGAAACUGAAGAAAGGGAGAGGAGGGAGAAGGAGAAGGAGAAGAAACGACGAAGCGUUGAUGAGAUGUCGCGAAUGCUUGAUGAGAUGAUCCAGGAUAGGGUGGAAAGCGGCCACUUGGUCAAAGGCACUAGAGGUAGCGUGCGUGUUGCCAAUGGCGGCGGCAGGCGGCAGUCAUCCUCUGGAUCGAAUACUGUACCUGGGAUGGGCGCGAUGGUCACCGCACUUCGCGGUUCGGUCCCAGAUAUCCAAUCCGCGUGAUUAUUUUUUUCCCUUCUCUCCUCUUCCUUCCCCCUUUUGGAAUUGACAAUCUCGACGUCAGUGAUGAGAUUGCCAUAUUAUUCGUCCUUUUUUUUUUUUGGCUUCUUCCACCUUGUCUCUUUCCCUCGGGCACCCUUCUCCUGACCGCGUUCUAUGGUUUACUCUUUUCUUUCUGUUGGUAGUCCCACCGCCAAUUUUGCUCCACACAUUUUAACUACCUCCCCCGCCUUUACGCUUCCUUGUAUAGUAACUUCUAUUUCUUUCCUGAUACCCAUUAUCUUGACACUGUAUUUGUUUUGGUACGCUUCUUCCAAUUCCCAUUUUCGCUUCCCUCUUCCUUCGCGUCAACAAUGUCCUCUAUAAGGACUGGUUUGGCGGUAUAUUUUGCUUUUGGUUUGUUCUAUCAGCAUGUUUUUUCUGACAGGCCAGAUUUCACUACGACUUCGCGUAUUUCAUCAUUCUCGUGCCUGCCAUGGUUUUUCUUUACUCCCUUUCUUUUCUUACUCCUUUGCUUCUUUUCUUGCUCCUUUUCUCUACUUUACCUGAACCCGAUGUAUCUCUGUCUAUAUAGCUGACUACCUUCCUUACCUAUCUUAAAUAAUGCUGAAACGGGAAAUGAAAGAUAAGAUUGCGGCGAGAUGUUUGCUUUUACCAUCUGACUUUAUUUUGGCUAUUUUUCCUAUAUUUGCUCUAUGGUCGUUACUUAUUUAUUGUUAUUUUACUUCUUCCUACGUUAAUUGUCAGCUGGCUUGUACCCUACAGUCGUGGGAUAGAGAGAGGGAUAGUAGCUUGUCGACUUCUCUAUGCUAUCGAUAUUUUACCUUUCUUCCUGUCUUUGUUGACAAUGUACUAUAUUAGGUCAUGGUGCUAGACAUUGUUCAUACAGUUUAGAUGAUAGAUCCAGCCAUGGUUGAAUGAAGAAUUUUCCCUGCUCUUCUCCGGUAUAGUUAUGGAUUAAAACAUACAUGUAAAGUACGGAGUGCACAUUGUUACUCACUCAAUGCCUGUCUUUUUCUGGCAUUCCAUACAAGUCACCUGACGGGCACCUUAUUUGCCUAAUCCGGUAAUCUGAGGUCAGCUUUUCUGAUAUCCGCAUCAUCCCAGCAUAAAAUAACUCCAAUCACCAACCCAA
Blastomyces gilchristii SLH14081 is the source of this 6867-nucleotide messenger RNA. Its product is annotated as centromeric protein E. Gene Ontology annotation, molecular function: ATP binding; microtubule binding; microtubule motor activity. The transcript has 4 exons. Gene Ontology annotation, biological process: microtubule-based movement. The record is from RefSeq and is a predicted model, not a curated record. Bases 2634 to 5735 code for a protein of 1033 amino acids. Lineage: Eukaryota; Fungi; Ascomycota; Eurotiomycetes; Onygenales; Ajellomycetaceae.